AUGAAGAGCUGCCUGAAGAGCCCGAGUCCGCCGUACUCGCCGUACGCGUCUGCGCCACCCUCGCCGGGCGAGCGGCCACAGCUGCAGAAGACAGUGUCGUUCUGCGCGGACGACGACCUGGAAGAGGUCUUCGAGGUGGACGAGUGGGACCGUUCGCCCGCGCCGGUGACCCCGAAGCUAUCCUACGAAGACGUCCUCGAACUCAAACAGCUCCGCCUCUCCCUCCCCCGCCCUGCCCCGCCCCCCACCUACCGCCAGCCGUUCACGACCUCCCUCCCCACCGCCUACACCGCCGCCGCGUCCUCGUCCAGACCCUUCCCGGUCUCCCGCUUCGCAGCCCAGCCCAGCCACACGCCAUCAAAGUGGAAGAACCGCGGCACCACCCCGACGCCGUGCGCGGAUCUCGACCCGGACAUCCUCCCCUACCUCGACGCCGUCCCCAUCCGGCUGCUACCGCUGCUCGACACCCCGCCCGAGCCCGAACCUUCGAGUCCAGAGCUGCUCGCAGAGUCCGAACCCAUCGCCAGGGUCGACUCACCAUCACCGCAACCAACUCUAUCACCUCCGCCACAACCUUCUCCCGUGCAGACGCCGCCUGCACCUCCUUCGAGUUCGCCUCCUCCCUCGCUACCCUUCCCUUUGUCGCCGUCACACUCCAUCUCGCCUUCUCCCAUAUCAUCCCCAUCGACACCGACCGCCACAUCUCCGCCACCUGUCCGCCGCCGCCUACCCUCCUUCUCGUUCAUCCCGCUUCUACCCGUCCAGCCCGCCUCCCCGCCGCCACCUCCUACAGAACCGGUACGGCUGACAGCAUCUCAGCAGCGAAUGAACAUGACCUUCCUCCCGCUCGUCGCCCCGCCCUCACCACCAUCCGCACUCCCGCCCUCGCUUCCAGAGCCGCGUCCAGAGCCUGCGUCCGAGACAGAGGGCGCUAUGGAGCCCGAGUCUGAGCUCGCACCAACACCGACCCUCGCUCCCAUCCCAGAGCCGUCACCGUCCCCGCCAACCCCCGCGUCAGCUCUGUCAGUGACAUCCGCCGCUUCAGGCUCAGACAGCCCGUUGGACGUCUCGCCAGACGGAGAGACAGACGAAUCGGACGGUUAUAACGACCUCCCGGCGCGCGCACUAUCGCCGACGGACCUUUCCACGCCCGCGCUGAGCUCCGCGUCCGAGAGCGACACGGACGAGCACGACGGGGACACGGACCAGGACCAGGACGGCGACGAAGCCGGUGCACGCGGACGCAGCCAUGCAUUUGGGGGCCACGCGCGCCCGGCGCUGGCGGAGUACGAGUACUUCGCGGCGCGGCUGACGUCGUCGUCCGCGGGGCAGACGCCGCCGCUGAGCUCGAUCUACCCUGAGGUGGACGUCGGCCAUUAUGGCGCCCCGGAAGAGCCUGAGGCGGCAGCGCGCGUCGGUGCGGGGUUGGGGAUGAAUCUGGGACUGAGCAGGCUGCCGCUGGGGAUGCGGAUGCAGAUGCAGGCGCCGGCGAGCAUGGCGCUGAAGAAGAUGAAGCUCGCGGCGCUCCCGAGCCCUGCGCUCGCCCCGCCGAGCCCGUUCUCGCUUUACCCGCCGAGCCCCGGCGUUGGGGGGUCGCCUUUCGUGCCGAGGGAGUUGAGGGAGGUGGUGACUGUUGCGGAGAGGAAUGCAGUUGCCUUGGAGAAGACGAGCGUGAUUGUCCCACCAGACAUGGAUGACGGGGAUGCCUGGGCGCUGGAAGCGGAGAUUGAGGGGCUUACCGUUGUGGAGGGGUUUUCUUACAUGCAUCCACGCAACAGCCGUGGUGGCCUCUGCAUACUUAGCAUAUACGCCCGAGCGGCCGUGUCUAGACGGGUCCCUCCUGUACCUUACACCCUCAACUACUUGAUAGUAUCUGCUGUUCCCUCUCUUCAGUUGAGAUAUGCUGGGUGGGUGCCGGACCGGAGUGGACCUGCGGGGAAUACCCCAUGGGCCCGCGCUCAGAAUUUGAGUUUGCAUCUGUCGGGGGAUGGGCGUGAAGAUGAUGAGAACGACAACCCACUUGCGCAGCUGACUGAACGACCACUGAUGUACCACCCUUCAUCGAUAUCGCUUGGUCGUGUCAGCGGAGGGACAGACGCGUACGUGGUUCAGCAUAUGAUGGGAGUUGGGGACCAGUGA
Molecule: messenger RNA, 2139 nt
Organism: Fomitopsis serialis
Lineage: Eukaryota; Fungi; Basidiomycota; Agaricomycetes; Polyporales; Fomitopsidaceae
Exons: 7
Coding region: 1-2139 (712 amino acids)
Source: RefSeq, a predicted model, not a curated record